Molecule: messenger RNA, 2314 nt
Organism: Coturnix japonica (Japanese quail)
Lineage: Eukaryota; Metazoa; Chordata; Aves; Galliformes; Phasianidae
Gene: CDC42EP3
Product: CDC42 effector protein 3
Biological process (GO): positive regulation of actin filament polymerization; regulation of cell shape; positive regulation of pseudopodium assembly
Cellular component (GO): cytoplasm; cytoskeleton; plasma membrane
Molecular function (GO): small GTPase binding
Source: RefSeq, a predicted model, not a curated record
CCUUUACUGUAAACUGAGUCAGUGGGGAGAACUGCUGCUGUGCCCAGUUUGCAGCGUGGCUUGUAGGUCUGCCUGCAUGCUGAGAGUACAAGGAACUGCAGAGCGGAUCUGGGAAUAAACAGAGAGGAAACAAGGGCGGAAACUUAAACCAGCUUUGAGAGCUGAGCUUGGCUGGAGAACUGCACCCUCUGUGUUAAAGGAGAAAGUUAUGUAGGUCUUCUCAAGCUCUCGAAGUAGGACAUUUGGUUGCUAACUGGCCUGAAGCUCCGUCUUGCAGAGUCCUCCUGCAGAAGACAUUCGCAUACCCUGAAGUUCCCUGCCUCAGAAGAAGGGGUCUUGAUGUACAAGAUUGGUACAAGAUGAUGAUGUAACACAGGCCAUACUGAAGGUCUCCUGAGAAGAACUGGCUUUGUAAGAGACUACUUGUUUUUCUUCAUUUUUUUUCUUUUUUCUUUUCUUUUUUUUUUUAAACAACUCUCCCGCUAGAAUCUAGAAGCAAGAUGCCAGCCAAGACACCCAUCUACUUGAAAGCUGCUAACAAUAAGAAGGGGAAGAAAUUCAAACUAAGGGAUAUCUUGUCUCCUGAUAUGAUCAGUCCGCCACUUGGAGAUUUUCGCCACACCAUACAUAUUGGAAAAGAGGGACAACAUGAUGUUUUUGGGGACAUCUCCUUUUUGCAGGGAAACUAUGAAUUAUUGCCUGGAAAUGAAGGAGAAACUAGAGUUAGCCAAUCUGGUGGCCACAGUGAAUUCUUAAGGGCAAACAGCACUUCUGAAUCCAUGUUUACAGAAACUCCAUCACCAGUGCUCAAAAAUGCUAUUUCCCUUCCUGCCAUUGGGGGUUCUCAAGCCCUUAUGUUGCCCUUAUUGUCACCAGUGACGUUUAAUUCAAGGCAAGAAUCCAUCAGGUCAUCAAGAAACCCACGGGUUAGCUGUGAGCCAGUAAUUGAAGAAAAGCUGCAGGAGAAAAGUAAACAGAUGGAGAAUGGAGAAACAUACAAGGAUGACGUGUGGGAGCAAAAUGGUUCUUCAUCACAUUUUAUUAAUGGUAGAGACAGUAACUCAUCCAGCUUUUCUGAACGAUGCACUGAUUGGCAAACAGUUGAUUUGAUUGAAGAUAGCCGACUUUCGUGUGAACUAACCAAGACAAAGUCAGAAGAAUCCCUUUCAGAUCUUGCAGGCUCUCUUCUCUCAUUACAGCUUGACUUGGGACCUUCACUUUUGGAUGAGGUCCUCAAUGUAAUGGACAAGAAUAAAUCUUAGAGCUGGUACUCCUUGCUUUCUUAUAAGUGAUUCACUUAAACAAAAAUAAACAGAAAUGCAGUUGAAGAGAAGAGACACUUAAAAAUCAGCUGUAUGUGCAGCUGUUUGACGGGUUUUCUAAAAAUAUUCAUAAAGUACUAUUUUUUUACCUAUUGUUUUUCAUAAUUUUUAUGACACUAAAUUCUCAUAACAGGAAGGUAAAUUUUAAUAACAGUUUUCAGCAAAUAUAAAAUGUUUUUAAGUACCAGUAUAAUGAUCAGGAACUUAAGAAACAGAAUUUGAGGAUGAUACUGAUCAUGGCAUUUGGUUAGUUCACUUCAACAGGCUUCUGAAUAUAUGAGACUCUGAAAGUGUCAGAAAGGAGAUUGGUGUUAGUUAUUCACUGUUAUAAAUUAUUGCAACAUCACUUUACAUGUAGGCCUCUUUCAAGAACCUUGUGCUUGGGGUCUUGGUUGUGUUUUUCUUCAUUUCCUGUAGUACCAUUUCUGUUAUACCUUCUCAGUAACUAUUUCUGCAGUCUUAUACUGCUCUGUAUCCAGAUGUAAACAGUUGAAGGCUUUUUCAGCUUCAGAGUGUCAACUGUUCUGAGUAUGCACGAAUCUUCACAGUUUGAGGCUUUGGGCCUGAUGUUGUAUAUGAAAUGAUGUGUUGUAAACAGGUGACACAUGCAAAAUAGGAUGGUUAAAUUAUUUUAGAAGUUGAAAUAUAUUUUUGUGUGUAUCUUGGCUUUUUAAUGUGGAGCCUACACAUACAGUAUCUCAUAAAAAAUUGCUUGACAUUAUUGGUGCUCUUCUGAAAAUUGUAUAUUUGUGUGUUUGAAAACAAAUAUGUAUUGAUACUCCUUGCUUUUUUUUUUUUUUCCUUCAUUUAUUGCCACACAUGCUUAAACUUGCAACUGAAAACUUUGAUUUUUCAAGAAGGCACUGGUUAUUCACAACGCUUGUGAUGUGUGCUGCAACAGGCAAUGUUCUGGGAAACAUGGAUCCUUUAAUACAGUAUCUACAUGGAUUGCAUAGAUAUCUUGUGCAAUACAAUAAAACAAAUUAAAUUAC